Messenger RNA from Spinacia oleracea (spinach), 6047 nucleotides. Its product is annotated as brefeldin A-inhibited guanine nucleotide-exchange protein 5. Gene Ontology annotation, cellular component: trans-Golgi network. The transcript is spliced from 33 exons. The coding region runs from base 317 to 5626 and encodes 1769 amino acids. Gene Ontology annotation, molecular function: guanyl-nucleotide exchange factor activity. The record is from RefSeq and is a predicted model, not a curated record. Gene Ontology annotation, biological process: regulation of ARF protein signal transduction. NCBI's taxonomy places the organism in Eukaryota, Viridiplantae, Streptophyta, Magnoliopsida, Caryophyllales, Amaranthaceae.
AAUGCUACGUUGCUCUGCCAUCAAAUCUAAAAAUUAAGCUCCUCCAUCUCCCCUCUCUCUCUUCUCACUCUUUGAAUCUUCAGACUCAAGACUUUCUUCUCUCCACCACCACAUCGCGGUGGACUUCACCGGUGACCACCCAUCUAUCCACCGCAAUCAAUAUCUCGAACCCCAUAUUUCUCGGAUCUCCCAUUUUCAACCCUUUGACCGCUUGAUCUCUAACUGGGGUUUUCCCCUAUCUCAUUUUUUGGCACAUUUGGAAGCAAAAUAAGAAGAAGAUCAAUCAACCAAUCUUUGAAUUGCGCAGCAGCCGUUAAUGGCGGGAGCUGCGGGUGGGUUUGUCACUCGGGCAUUCGAGUCUAUGCUCAAGGAAUGUUCCGCAAAGAAGCUUACUUCACUUCAAUCCGCAAUUCAAUCUUCUCUGGAUGGUAUUAAAGAGGGGAAUCAACAAACUCAUGUGGAGGAGAAGCCUCAAGCAGCACCAGCGACCGCGGAAGCUCCGAAGAGUGAGCACAAUUCUGACGAAGGUGUUGACAACGAAAAGGUGAAGCAUGAUGAAUCUGAUGGACAUACAUCUGAGGGGGAACAACAAGCUGGGACAUCAGCAAGGAUGAACCGCUCAAUUGCAAUAGCCUUGUCCAAUGCAGGACAGACUUUAGAAGAAGCUGAAGCAGAGCUUGUUCUAAACCCUCUUCGACUUGCGUUUGAGACAAAAAAUAUAAAAAUUGUAGAACUGGCAUUGGAUUGUCUUCAUAAACUUAUUGCUUAUGACCAUUUGGAGGGUGAUCCUGGGAUAGCUGGCGGAAAAAACGCGCCUCUGUUUGCCGACAUUCUUAACAUUGUCUGUAGUUGUGUUGAUAAUUCAUCCUUGGACAGUACUGUUUUGCAAGUAUUGAAAGUGCUCUUGACAGCAGUAGCAUCUGCAAAAUUCAGAGUGCACGGGGAACCUUUGUUGGGAGUUAUAAGAGUAUGUUACAAUAUAGCUUUGAACAGCAAAAGCCCCGUAAAUCAAGCAACAUCAAAGGCAAUGUUGACCCAAAUGAUCAGUAUCAUAUUCCGCAGAAUGGAGUCUGAUCCGAGUAUCGAUAAUGUCUCAAAGGAGGUUCAGGAUCAUAGUUCAAGGUGUUCUGAUGCACACACAGAAGUUAAACCUAUAAACAGUUCAAAUGCAAGUGGAGAAGCGUGCUCCGCGGAUGGCCAAACUGAGAAAGAGAUGACACUAGGUGAUGCACUUUCUCAAAACCCGGUGAAAGAUGCAUCUAUUGCAUCUUUAGAGGAACUCCAAAAUCUUGCUGGUGGUUCUGACAUAAAGGGUUUGGAGGCCAUGCUUGACAAGGCUGUGCAUCUUGAAGACGGAAAUAAGACAAAACAUGGUAUGGAUCUUGAGAGCAUGAGUAUAGGGCAUCGUGAUGCCCUCCUCCUAUUCCGCACUCUUUGCAAGAUGGGUAUGAAGGAAGACAAUGAUGAAAUUGCAACAAAGACACGCAUUUUAUCCCUAGAGCUUCUGCAGGGCUUACUGGAAGGUGUCAGUCAUGCAUUUACCAAAAACUUCCAUUUCAUUGACUCAGUGAAAGCAUAUCUUUCCUACACUUUGCUGAGGGCAUGUGUCUCAUCAUCCCCUGUAAUCUUCCAGCACGCAGCCGGAAUAUUUGCGGUAUUGUUGUUACGAUUUAGAGAGAGUCUUAAGGGUGAAAUUGGGAUCUUCUUUCCCUUAAUAGUGUUAAGGUACUUGGAUAACGCAGAAUGUCCAUCUAAUCAGAGGUUAAGUGUACUUAGGAUGCUUGAGAAGGUAUGCAAGGAUCCACAGAUGCUUGUGGACAUAUACGUUAAUUAUGACUGUGACCUUGGUGCACCGAACCUUUUUGAACGCAUGGUUACAACUCUCUCAAAAAUAUCUCAAGGGACUCAAGCAUCAGAUCCAAAUUCUGUUGGUGCUGCUCAAAAUGCAUCAGCCAAGGGUUCAUCACUGCAGUGUCUUGUUAAUGUGGUUAAAUCGUUGGUUGACUGGGAGAAGUCACUUAAAGAAUCAGAAAAGCGGAAUUCCCUUGAUGAUGAGCUUUCUGGAAAAGGUACGGUCAACUUGGAACAUAAAGAGGAUGUUUCUAGUGAUUUUGAGAAGGCAAAGGCUCAUAAGUCCACAAUGGAAGCAGCAAUAGCUAUGUUCAAUAGGCAGUCCAGCAAGGGUGUUGAUUAUCUAAUAUCGAAUAAGCUGGUUGAAAAUACUCCUGCCUCUGUUGCAGAGUUUUUAAAGAAUACUUCCAAUUUAAGCAAGGCUAUGAUUGGUGAUUACUUAGGACAACAUGAGGAGUUCCCCUUGUCUGUUAUGCAUGCUUACGUUGAUUCCAUGAAUUUUUCGGGAAUGACAUUUGCUACAGCAAUAAGAGAGUUUCUUAAUGGUUUUAGACUUCCUGGAGAAGCUCAAAAGAUUGACCGUAUUAUGGAAAAAUUUGCUGAACGCUAUUGUGCAGACAAUCCAGCUUUAUUUAAGAAUGCAGAUACAGCAUAUAUUCUUGCCUAUGCGGUCAUUAUGCUGAACACAGAUGCUCAUAAUCCUGUGGUGCCAACAAGAAUGUCGAAGGCUGAUUUUGUUCGUAUGAAUACCAUGACUGAUGCUGAAGAGACCGCACCUCAGGAACUCUUAGAAGAGAUUUAUGAUUCUAUUGUAAAAGAAGAAAUAAAAAUGAAAGAUGAUCUGCCAAGCAUUGGGAAGAGUAGCAGACUGAAACCAGAAGCUGAAGAUAGAGGGCGCCUGGUCAGCAUCCUUAAUUUGGCUCUUCCUAGAAGUAGAUCUUCAACAGAAUCAAAAUCUGAGACUGAUGCUAUAGUUAAGCAAACACAAGCCAUAUUCAGAAAUAAGGGUACAGAAAGGGGGGUUUUUUAUACCUCACAGAAAGUCGAACACAUAAGGCCCAUGGUAGAAGCAGUAGGGUGGCCUUUACUUGCCGCAUUUUCGGUUAUCAUGGAGGAAGGAGACAAUAAGUCAAGGGUUGUGGCAUGCAUGGAGGGAUUUAAGUCCGGAAUUCACAUUACACAUGUCCUAGGAAUGGAUACGAUGCGUUAUGCCUUCUUAACGUCAUUAGUCAGGUUCACAUUCUUGCAUGCACCCAAGGAAAUGCGAAGCAAAAAUGUUGAAGCUUUGCGAACAUUGCUAGCUUUAUGCGAGUCUGAUACAGAUUCUCUUGAGGACACUUGGAAUGCCGUUUUGGAAUGCAUUUCUAGACUAGAGUAUAUCACCUCAACUCCUGCUAUUGCUGCAACUGUAAUGCAUGGAUCAAAUCAAAUUUCUAGGGAUGGACUUCUUCAAUCUCUAAGAGAGUUAGCAGGAAAACCUACGGAACAAGUAUUUUUGAACAGCGUUAGGUUGCCCAGCAGUGCAAUAGUUGAGUUUUUCACAGCUCUUUGUGGUGUUUCUGCGGAAGAACUAAAACAAACACCAGCUCGUGUUUUUAGUCUACAGAAACUCGUUGAAAUAAGCUAUUACAACAUGGCCCGUAUACGUAUGGUGUGGGCUAGAAUAUGGUCUGUCCUUGCCAACCACUUUAUUUCUGCUGGAAGUCAUCAUGAUGAGAAGGUGGCUAUGUAUGCUAUUGAUUCCCUGCGACAACUUGGCAUGAAAUAUUUAGAACGCGAGGAGCUCACCAAUUUUACGUUCCAAAAUGACAUUUUGAAGCCAUUUGUCGUCCUUAUGCGGAAUAGUAGAAGUGAAUCCACGAGAAGGCUCAUUGUUGAUUGCAUUGUUCAGAUGAUAAAAUCAAAGGUGGGAAGCAUAAAGUCAGGUUGGCGAAGUGUAUUUAUGAUUUUUACCGCUGCUGCAGAUGAUGAAUCAGAACCCAUAGUUGAAAGUGCAUUUGAAAACGUGGAGCAGGUGAUCUUGGAACAUUUUGAUCAAGUUGUUGGAGACUGCUUUAUGGACUGUGUCAACUGUCUUAUUGGGUUUGCCAACAAUAAAAGUUCCCAUCGCAUAAGUCUGAAGGCUAUUGCACUAUUGCGUAUUUGUGAAGACCGACUUGCAGAGGGUCUUGUGCCUGGUGGUGCUUUAAAGCCUAUUGAUGUGAACCCAGAUGAAAGUUUUGAUGUGACUGAGCAUUAUUGGUUUCCAAUGCUGGCUGGUUUAUCAGAUCUUACUUCAGACCCAAGAGCCGAGGUCAGAAAUUGUGCGCUAGAAGUUCUGUUUGAUUUGUUGAAUGAGAGGGGUAGCAAGUUCUCUCCGUCCUUCUGGGAGAGUAUUUUCCGCCGAGUCCUUUUUCCUAUCUUUGACCAUGUAAGACAGGCUGGAAAGGAGACCGCUUCUGAUGAUGAGUGGCUCCAUGAAACCUGCAUUCACUCGCUUCAGUUGCUGUGUAACCUUUUCAACACUUUUUACAAGGAGGUAUGUUUUAUGCUGCCACCAUUGCUUAGUUUACUCUUGGAUUGCGCCAAGAAGACCGACCAAUCAGUGGUGUCUAUAGCACUUGGUGCACUUGUACAUCUUAUUGAAGUUGGAGGACAUCAGUUCAGUGAUAAUGACUGGGAUACCUUAUUAAAAAGCAUAAGAGAUGCUUCUUACGCUACACAACCACUUGAACUGCUGAAUGAUUUCGGUUUCAAACAAUCAAGUACACCCAAACAACCAGGGGAUUCGAAAACUGAUGUAGGUGAUGGUGUGUCUGCUAAUUCCAUUGACCUCGAGUCUGUGAAUAACAGACAAUUUGAUGGGAAUGAAGGUGACACUAAUGGCCCUCGCUUGCAUUCCGAAGUGUCUGAAGGAUUACCAUCUCCAUCUCAGAGCUUAGGUCAAAGAAUAAUGGGCAAUGUAAUGGAAAACCGUUUUCUCAGAAGCUUCACCUCCAAGGCAAAGUACGAUGAAGUAGAUGUAGCUGUGCAACCUCUAACAGAGCUCCCUGAAACUGUGGAGUUUGAUACAAAGGACGAAGUAGAAAGCCUGUUGUUAACAACCAUUAGGGGUAAAUGCAUCACUCAGUUGUUGCUUCUCGGUGCAAUAGAUAGUAUUCAGAAAAAGUUUUGGCCUAAGUUGAAAGCCCAGCAGAAGGUUACCAUCAUGGAAAUUUUGCUAUCCAUAUUGGACUUUUCUGCUUCAUAUAAUUCGUACCCUAACCUUCGAUUGCGCAUGCGCCACAUUUCUGUGGAAAGGCCUCCAUUAAAUCUUCUACGCCAAGAAUUGGCUAGUACCUGUAUAUACAUGGAUAUAUUACAAAAAAGCACCUCAGAACUUGAUACUAGCAGAGAGAACAAUCUUGAAACGAGUGACAUUCAGGAUUCAAAUGCCUCCCCGACCGCUAGCAACCUAAGCACAAAGGUCUAUUCUGCUGCUGAAGAGAAUCUUGGUCAGGUGGCAGAAGAGAAACUGGUAUCAUUUUGUGGACAUAUAUUGAAAGAGGCAUCUGAUUUUCAAUCUGCUGCUGGAGAGACUUCCGAUAUGGAAAUUCAUCAGGUGCUGGAGUUGCGUUCUCCUGUAAUUGUGAGGGUCAUAAAAGGCAUGUCUUCUAUGAAUAGUCAUGUAUUCAGAAAACAUCUAAGAGAGUUCUACCCAUUGCUUACCAAGCUUGUGUGCUGUGAUCAGAUGGAUGUUCGUGGGGCACUUGGUGAACUUUUCAAGAGGCAACUUAGUUCUUUAUUACCACAGUGAUUUAUUUAAGCUUGUCGGUCCAUCAAGUUGCUCAGAUUGGGUGCAAAGCUCUGUCACCUCACCAGUACAGCACUCGUGUAUCGAAUCUUCUUAUUUUCUCCAUACACAACCAUCCAUACAGACAGGAAUAUAUUUUGGAUGAUGACAUUUUUGCCUGAUGUUGUUUGUGCAUUCCCUCGGCCUUUGAUAAAUUUUAACACAACUCUCUGAGUUAUUCUGUCCGCGAAGGGGCGUUUUACCUUUUUAUUCACCAUAGAUUAGGAAGAGUUAAUGGUAGUCUGUUAUGUAUAGUUGUAAUUGUGAAACGCAAGAGUAGUAAUUGUAGAAAGUAGUUUGUUGUUGAAGAACUAAAUUACAGAGUAAUGUAUGCUUUAUUAACAGGGUUCAUAUAUAUUUAAUUUUGAGCCAUCCAAUAUUUUUA